CACGCGCAGCCGCCGGUAACCAGCUCGAGCCCGUGCACUUGGCGAUUGGACAGCGGCUGCAGGAGGUGGAGGAGUGAGUGGACGGGAGGAGUUUGGCGCAGGUCUGAGAUUGGUCUUGGACUUUUUCCACACCUUUCCCCCACCACUCGCACCCUCCGCCAUCUCCCCACUUCACUGAGGCUGAAACGCUGCCCUUGGGAACGGAGGGACGAGCAGCUGGCACCGAAACGGCCGAGAAACGUUUCUCCGAAAAUGAUCAAGACUCAUCACCGUACGUCGUCCAAAAGCUUGGAAACCGUGGAGGUGAAGAGCAAGUUUGGGGCUGAAUUUCGACGCUUUUCCUUGGAUCGAUCCAAACCUGGAAAAUUUGAAGAGUUUUAUGGAUUAUUACAGCAUGUCCACAGAAUUCCAAACAUUGAUGUUUUAGUGGGUUAUGCGGACAUUCAUGGAGACUUGUUGCCAAUAAAUAACGAUGACAACUAUCUGAAGGCAGUUAAGACAGCAAACCCACUGCUCAGGGUCUUUCUACAAAGAAAAGAGGAUGCUGAUUAUAGUGCCUUUGGUACAGACACUUUAACACGGAAAAAGAACGUCUUGUCAAAUGUACUGCGUCCUGACAACCGAAAGAAACCUCCAAUUGCCAUCAGCUUGCCACGUGAUUUCCGCCCAGUGUCUUCAAUCAUUGAUGUGGAUGUUCUUCCAGAAACCCAUCGAAGAGUGCGGCUAUAUAAACAUGGGUCUGAUAAACCACUAGGGUUCUAUAUCCGUGAUGGCUCAAGUGUCCGAGUAACUCCCCACGGGCUUGAAAAAGUCCCUGGAAUUUUCAUCUCUAGAUUGGUGCAGGGGGGAUUGGCUGAAAGCACUGGUCUAUUGGCUGUGAAUGAUGAAGUUCUUGAGGUGAAUGGUAUUGAAGUAUCGGGUAAAAGCCUUGAUCAGGUGACUGAUAUGAUGAUUGCGAAUAGCCACAAUCUUAUCAUAACUGUGAAACCAGCGAAUCAAAGAAAUAAUGUGAGGAUCAGUCGGACUUCUGGUAGCUCAGGCCAGUCCACUGACAGUGGUACUAGCCAUCCCACUUUUAUGGCGUCCCCACAUGUUAUGCAGAAUUUCCAUUCGGAAGAAGUGGACAGUGAUGAAGAAGCAGAUAUAGUCAUCGAGGGCAGUGAUGAGCCACAGCACAUUCCUGUGGCAACUUCUGCCAGUGCUAGCGUAGUAUCCUUAACAAAAAGUGUCAAUGAUCAUGGUUUAACUCCAAAUGGCUCUGUUGCCAGCAGCGAAGGAAAUAUACAUACAUUAGCUGCCGCCACAAAAAUGGAUCCUGUGGAAAAGGAGGAUGUGAAUAGGCGAAGCAUGGAGGAGGAUGGCACUGUUAUUACACUAUAGGUUUCUUAACCUGCACUUAAAGGUGCCAAUUAUAUUUGUUUUUAAGGCAGCCUGUUAUGGUUUUUAUGUGCUAUAAAGGAAUUUUUUGUUAUAACUUGCAAACUGCUGCAUGCGUGAAAUGAGCAGCAUAAUGUCUCCAGAAGAAUACAAAACUUGAUGGAGUAAUGAAAUUUUCACUGUGUGGGCCCAUUCUUUUCCUUUUGUGUGCAAAUAUUUUAAAAUAUUUUCAGAGAACCGCAACUUUUAGGAAGGAGAAACAUAAAAGCCCUCCCUCCCAAAAAGAUAUAAUUAAGAAAAAGAAAGGUGACCAACAUUGCCCUAUCUGAAUGAUGAUCUGAUCAUUUACUUAUUGUAGAAACACACCAAGAUCUGACUAUUUACAGUACAAUUCCUAGAACUGAUCAUUCUAUUUCCUUUUCAGUUCCUGAUUAGAAUACUUGAAAACCAAAAAAAAGCUUUAACCUAACCAGAGUCUUAACUCCUUCAGCAUGCUUGUUUCUCUCCCCCAUCCCCCAUUUUAGAUUUUGUUGCAUGUGUGCUUGUAAGGCAUUAUUAGGCACUUUCUGUAACUAGUAUGUUUAACCUACAGUGACUGCACAGCAAAAUGGGAUUAGGAAGAAUUGUAAAUUUCAUCAUACUCCUGUAAUUUUAUAAUUACUAUUCAAUUCCUUAUAAAAGUGCAUGUUGUAGAGGCUGAUGUGCAAAAUCCAGUUUUUUUUUUGUAACCAUUUAGAUAAAGUAUACUGCUCAACUUAAAGGAGCAGCAAGUUUUAUAAUUAUGGCUCAAAACAGACCAACUAAAGUACUAACAAUACCAAUAGGCUAUGUUAGCUCAUUAAAAUUGACUUCUUAUACUAGAAUUGUAUAUGUUUGCAAAGAACUAUUUUGAUAUUCAUUACCAGAGAGUAUUCCUAGCUGGCUGUUUUUUUUUUGAAAAAAAAACAAUGAGAAUGCCCUCUGAGCUGCUAAUAAUGUGAAAGUGGAAUUGAGCCAGGAAAUAAAAGCUUAACAGCGCUGGUACCCACAAGUAAGGCAUAAAAUUCUUGUGUUGUGCAUAGAUUUUAUAAAAACUAAAUCAAAUAGACUCAAUUGUCAUCUUCAGCAAAUAUCUGGCACAAGCAUAUGGCCUCCUUCCGUGCUGUAAACAUCUAUGGUUAACAUACUUCAGAAUUGAGUAGAUGAAAUUAGAACAGAAAUUAAGUUUUGCUUAAAACACAAACUGACCAGGAACUCAACAAAUCUACUGUUUGGACAUAAACAUUGUGUUGAAGUUACCAGUAUUUCCUUCGGAUGUCCUGGGUAUAUACUGUAGAAUAGCAUGGCUCCAAGCAGGAAAAAAGUAACUCUUGUUAUUUAUUACCCCAAUUUGCUAAGGAUUUUGUAUUCUAGUCCACUUUGCUUAGUUUGUUGAUUAUUGCUUGGGGAUGGGGGGGGUGGAAUACAAGAUUUUUACAAAUGUUUUUUCUUCUUGGGUUCUCAUAAGUAUAGUUUGCAUUUUAUGAAACCAUGACAUGUGUACUGUUAAAAGUAAUUCUGAAGUUACAUUUUCAUCCUCCUGGCUUUAUAGUUUCUCAGAUUUCAAAUAGAUUUAAUAUUAAUAUCAAAUCUGCAGUGCCAUUUUAUUCUGUACUUGGCAAAUGUGGGAGGUCUCUACUUCUAACAAGCAAUUCACAGUCGGACAUGAAAUACUUUAGGAUCAUUGGAGGGAGAUCUAAUGUGGGAGAGGAGUUGUUUGCUGAUCUUUUACAGGUGUCUAGGUAAAUAGUUGUAAUGUAAAUGCUUACUGUGUACAAUCCUUUUGGAGGCUAUUAAUGUUGAAAAAAUUCCAAGCACCCAGUAAUUAACUGACACAACUACACCAUAAGAUUUCAUGUUUUUAAACAAAAACAAACUUUAUUGUAUACAAAAAAAACAAGGCAAGCACCAAUAACAAUACUACAGCUUAUAAAGACUGAUGCUAUAAACUCAUUUCUGCUUGUUACUUCUCCUCAAGAGUUCCCUUGUACAUUACAAGAAUCUUGAAGGUUCAUUUACUUUUCCUGGGACCAAUUCGCAGGGUAUGUCCCAGAUCUCUGAAAUUCACUUUAAUUCCCCUCAGUGUUCCAGCUAUUCUCUGAGGUAAUAUUUUAUGGGGGUCCUUCAGUUAGACUUUUGGUUAAGCAUCACUCCAAUUUUUAUUUAAUACAUCACAACUGUGAACGUCUCGGCUCCUUGUUCUGGUAGCUGGAAAUUGCUGGCAAUAUAUAAUUUUCUUAAAUGCAUUUUUAGUUACGCAAGGAUUUUUUUCAAGUCUGCCACUGUGUUUUGUGCACUUGCACUCUAUAUAUUGGGGUCAAGCAGCAGCCAACUGGACAGGUGUGAGGCAAGGGAAGCUGCUGCAAAUUCUGCAUACUUGCAUGGAAGCAAAUUUGCCUGGAUCGGCUCAGGAACCCUUAAUAAAGGUGCUAAUUGAUUUGGAAGUACAGCUAAUGUUUCAGGCUACUUAGCAACGAUACAUUGAUCUUGUACAGAUCCUUCCACUAAGAAUGCAGAUUUAAUUUUUUUAUUAAAAAAUAAGUUAUGUUAACAUUUGAAUAUACCUUUUAAAACCGUGGCUGAUCUGUUUGUGUUUCGAAUUCCACAUUCCAAUCUGCACCCGAUAACCUUUGGUUCCCUCACCUAACAAGGAUCCUCUGCCUUAAAAAUAUUCAAUGACCCCGCCUCCACCGCCUUCUGAGGCAGAGUUCCAAAGCCACACAACUCUGAGAGAAAAAAAUUCUCCUCAUCUUUGUCCUAAAAGGGCAGCCCCUAAUUUUAAAACAGUGCCCCCUAGUUCUGGACUCACCCAUAAGAGGAAAUAUCCUUUCCACACCCACUUUGUGAAUAUCUUUCAGGACCUUAUAUACUUCAAUUAAGUCACCCCUAACCCUUCUAAACUCCAGUGGAAAAAUCCCAGCCUGUCCAAUCUUUCCUCAUAUGACAACCCACUCAUUCCAGGUACCAAUCUAGUAAGCCUCCUCUGAACCGUCUCCAAUGUAUUUACAUCUUCCUUAAAUGAGGAGGCUAAAAUUACACACACUAUUCGAGAUGAGGUCUCACCAAUGCCCUGUAGAACUGAAGCAUAGCAUCCUUACUUCUAUGUUCAAUUCCUCUAGUAAUAAUGGAUUGCAUUCUAUUAGCCUUCUUAAUUACUUGCUGUACCUGCAUACUCAUUUUUGUGACUCAUGCACUAGAAUAUCUAGAUCCCUGUGCAGCUCAGAAUUCUGCACCUAUUCUCCAUUUAAGUAAUACUCUCCUUUUGUAUUCUUCCUGCCAAAGUGAACAACUUCACAUUUUCCCACAUUAUACUCCAUCUGCCGUAUUUUUGCCCACUCAGUCAACCUAUCUACAUCAACCUGCAACCUUAUGACCUCUUCUCAGCAUACUUUGCUACCUAUCUUUGUGUCAACUGCAAAUCUAGCUAUCAUGCCCUUACUCCCCUCAUCUAAGUCAUUGAUAUAAAUUGUAAAACAUUGAGGCCCCAGCACAGACCCGUGCGGGACUCCACUGGUCACACUGUGCCAAUCAGGGAAAAAAAAACAUUUAUGCAUUCUCUUUUCUGCCAGCCAGCCAAUCUUCUAUCCAUGCUAAUGCGUUACC
This is a messenger RNA of Carcharodon carcharias (great white shark), 4998 nucleotides long. RefSeq names its product partitioning defective 6 homolog beta-like. Gene Ontology annotation, cellular component: cell cortex; apical plasma membrane; nucleus. The coding region runs from base 253 to 1380 and encodes 375 amino acids. Gene Ontology annotation, molecular function: protein kinase C binding. The transcript has 3 exons. NCBI's taxonomy places the organism in Eukaryota, Metazoa, Chordata, Chondrichthyes, Lamniformes, Lamnidae. The record is from RefSeq and is a predicted model, not a curated record. Gene Ontology annotation, biological process: centrosome cycle; establishment or maintenance of cell polarity; regulation of cellular localization.